AUGCCGGGCAGCGCAGUGAGAUUUCUGAGCGAGCUGCCCUUCCCCAGCCGGCUGCCCGUCAAGGAGGAAGCUCCUGGGCCUGGAGGCCGCGGCCGGUCCCAGCUUCUGGAGGCCUCUGGGCCCGGCUGCCAAAGGAGCCCUUUGCGAAUCUUUGCGGCAGGGGUGGGGGCACUGCAGAAGACCCGGGAGGGUGGUGCCGGGACGCAGGCAGGGAAGCGGGAGCCGAGGCAACUGGUGUUCUGGAACCUCUAUGAGGGCUGCGAGCCAGCAGGCGCCAAGCCCCGCAGCAGGAAGCCUCGAGGGCUCCCAGAGCUCCUGGUCGUCAGCACGGCGCUGCUGGCUUGGGCCCAGCCUCGGUGGCCUCACCACUGCAGCACCAUGUCCCACGGACGGGACUCCCCUGCCAGCCUGGACAGCCUCGGCCGAGCCCUGGGCGUCCUGCAGGAGCGCGUCAACAGCUCGCGGCAGCGGGCGCGCAGGCACGCUGCCGACGACGACUACAACAUCGAGGUCCUGCUGGGCGUGGAUGACUCCGUGGUCCAGUUCCACGGGAAGGAGCACGUGCAGAAGUACCUGCUCACGCUCAUGAACAUCGUCAACGAAAUCUAUCACGACGAGUCCUUGGGGGCCCACAUCAACGUCGUCCUGGUGCGCAUCGUCCUGCUGAGCCACGGGAAGUCCAUGAGCCUCAUCGAGAUUGGGAACCCCUCUCAGAGCCUGGAGAACGUCUGCCGCUGGGCCUACCUGCAGCAGAAGCCGGACACCGGCCACGAUGAAUACCACGAUCACGCCAUCUUCCUCACACGGCAGGACUUUGGGCCUUCGGGCAUGCAAGGCUACGCUCCUGUCACCGGGAUGUGCCACCCCGUCCGCAGCUGCACCCUGAACCAUGAGGAUGGCUUCUCCUCGGCGUUCGUGGUAGCCCAUGAGACCGGCCACGUGCUGGGCAUGGAGCAUGACGGGCAGGGCAACCGCUGCGGCGACGAGGUGCGCCUGGGCAGCAUCAUGGCGCCCCUGGUGCAGGCCGCCUUCCACCGCUUCCACUGGUCGCGCUGCAGCCAGCAGGAGCUGAGCCGCUACCUGCACUCCUACGACUGCCUGCGGGACGACCCCUUCGCCCACAACUGGCCGGCGCUGCCCCAGCUCCCCGGGCUGCACUACUCCAUGAACGAGCAGUGCCGCUUCGACUUCGGCCUGGGCUACAUGAUGUGCACUGCAUUCCGGACCUUUGACCCCUGUAAGCAGCUGUGGUGCAGCCACCCUGACAACCCCUACUUUUGCAAGACCAAGAAAGGCCCCCCCCUGGACGGGACCAUGUGUGCACCUGGCAAGCAUUGCUUUAAAGGACACUGCAUCUGGCUGACACCCGACAUGCUCAAACGGGACGGCAGCUGGAGCGCCUGGAGUCCGUUUGGCUCCUGCUCACGCACCUGCGGCACCGGCGUGAAGUUCAGGACCCGCCAGUGCGACAACCCACACCCAGCCAACGGCGGCCGCACCUGCUCGGGCCUUGCCUACGACUUCCAGCUCUGCAACCCGCAGGACUGCCCUGACUCCCUGGCUGACUUCCGCGAGGAGCAGUGCCGCCAGUGGGACCUGUACUUUGAGCAUGGCGAUGCCCAGCACCACUGGCUGCCCCAUGAGCACCGGGAUGCCAAGGAGAGAUGCCACCUGUACUGCAAGUCCAAGGAGACGGGCGAGGUGGUGUCCAUGAAGCGCAUGGUGCACGACGGGACCCGCUGCUCCUACAAGGAUGCCUUCAGCCUCUGCGUGCGUGGAGACUGCAGGAAGGUGGGCUGCGACGGGGUGAUCGGCUCCAGCAAGCAGGAGGACAAGUGUGGCGUGUGCGGAGGGGACAACAGUCACUGCAAAGUGGUCAAGGGCACGUUCACGCGCUCGCCCAAGAAGCACGGUCACAUCAAGAUGUUCGAGAUCCCCGCGGGAGCCCGACACCUGCUCAUCCAGGAGGUAGACGCCACCAGCCACCAUCUGGCCGUCAAGAACCUGGAGACGGGCAAGUUCAUCUUAAACGAAGACAAUGACGUGGACGCCACUUCUAAAUCUUUCAUCGCCAUGGGCGUGGAGUGGGAGUACAGGGACGAGGACGGCCGGGAGACGCUGCAGACCAUGGGCCCCCUCCACGGCACCAUCACCGUCCUGGUUAUCCCAGAAGGAGACGCCCGGAUCUCACUGACGUACAAAUACAUGAUCCACGAGGACUCGCUCAACGUCGAUGACAACAACGUCCUCGAAGAUGACUCUGUGGUCUACGAGUGGGCCCUGAAGAAGUGGUCUCCCUGCUCCAAGCCCUGCGGCGGAGGGUCCCAGUUCACCAAGUACGGUUGCCGCCGGAGGCUGGACCACAAGAUGGUGCACCGAGGCUUCUGCGUCGCCCUCGCGAAGCCCAAAGCCAUCCGCCGGGCAUGCAACCCACAGGAGUGCUCCCAGCCCGUGUGGGUCACGGGCGAGUGGGAGCCGUGCAGUCAGAGCUGCGGGCGGACGGGCGCGCAGGUGCGCUCCGUGCGCUGCGUUCAGCCCAUGCACAACAACGCCACCCGCUCCGUGCACGCCAAGCACUGCAACGACGCCCGGCCUGAGAGCCGCCGGGCCUGCAACCGCCAGCUCUGCCCUGGUCGGUGGCGGGCUGGGCCCUGGUCCCAGUGCUCGGUAACCUGUGGCAACGGCACCCAGGAGAGGCCGGUGCUGUGCCGCACCGCAGACGACAGCUUCGGCAUCUGCCAGGAGGAGAGGCCCGAGACGGCGCGGAUCUGCAGGCUGGGCGCCUGUCCCCGGAACGCCUCCGACCCGUCCAGGAAGAGCUACGUGGUGCAGUGGCUGUCGCGCCCGGACCCCGACUCGCCCGUCCGGAAGAUCUCGUCAAAGAGCCACUGCCAAGGCGACAAGUCGAUAUUCUGUAGGAUGGAAGUCUUGUCUCGCUAUUGCUCCAUCCCAGGCUACAACAAGCUGUGCUGCAAGUCCUGCAACCUGCACGGCAACCUCACCGGCGUGGAGGACGGCGCGGAGCCGCCGCCUGGGAAGCACAACGACAUCGAAGUGUUCAUGCCCACUCUCCCCGGCCCCACCGUGGUGGCGGAGGUGCCGCCUUCGCCAGGCACCCCCCUGGAGGUCCCCCUCAACGCCUCCAGGACCAAUGCCACUGAGGACCACCCGGAAACCAACGCCGUAGAUGUACCCUACAAAAUCCACGGCCUGGAUGAUGAAGUCCAGCCACCCAACCUGAUCCCUCGACGGCCGAGCCCGUAUGAAAAGACCAGAAACCAGAGAAUCCAAGAGCUCAUUGAGGAGAUGCGGAAGAAGGAGCUGCUCGGGAAGUUCUGACGAGACGGACAGAGGCGUCGAUAGCAUUUCCCGGCUUAUACGGACAUUCCAUGGGUAGCACAUCCUGCGUCAUGAAGAUGAAGCCAAAAUUCCUGAUUCCAAAAGGUUUGGAGAAAACAAAGAGGAGAAAUUAUAUUAAAAACGUAGGCGUGGCCACUAGGCUGGCGUGCGUGUUCCCGCAGUGGCGCUGGCGUGGAGUGCAGAGGAGCACGGAGGCACCACGCCUGCCAGGGAGGGCAGGGACGGGGACGAUUCUGGGAGAAGCAAGCUGGCCCGGGUUGCUGAGUGGCCACUGGGAAUCUUCCCGUCCUUCGUGGUGAUGCAGGACAUUUCCCGCCAAUCCCCAGACCAAGCCACUUAGCAACUGACCCGUUGCCAGGAUGAGUACAGCGAAGUGGAGGUCAGGGACUCAGAUGCCAGGUAGGUGACGAGGAUGAGGGCAGUGGCCAGCUGGGGACUGUGGCCAUCCUGAGAGCCACGCCCGUCUAACCCUGAUGGUCGGUUCUGCUUGUUGCUGCCCUGUGACAUCUCUUUCUCUCUUCUCCGCUGCCCCUGGCCUUGCCGGACAGCGCAUUUUCGGAAGUCUAGAUUUGCACAUGAAAAGGUGUGACCUUUAAAGGUCAACUGCACAUGUUUUCAGGGGGUCUGGGAGUCCGUCAGGCUUUAGAUCAUCAGGCUUUAGAUCAUCAGGCUGCCACCUCUGGUCUCAGGCGUGGCCUAAAGCAGUUUUGCAAAUCGAGGACUGGGAGUCACCUGACCCACGCAGUGCUCACGUGCUGCAUUUGAGCGCGCCGACCUGGUCCGUGCCGUGUGGCUGUCCUUCCCGGGGGGCGAUGAGAAUCCUGUAACUGGAGACGCGAGGAUGGACCCAGACGGGCUGUGCCGAGAAGACACGGGGGCGCCGUCCCAGCCUCUGCCUCUCCACCAGCCUGGCCUUGCCGGCGCCCCCCCGGCUCUGCUGGACGAGCCCCUCGUUCUCCUCUGGCAGCCUGGCCCUGGGCGGCCCCAGAGGGCCCUCUCCCUCCCCAACGGCCCCAGAAGCAUGAGGGAGACACGUGCUCUGCUGGGAAGGCCCGGUGAGCGGCCCAAGGCCCAGAAACCCCCUGCCCAGCGAGGCCAGGGCGCUGCCGCCCGCGUGCCAAGCCCGAGGGUUCUGAGUCCUGGGCUUUGUGGGCUCCGCUUGGCUCCCGAAGAGCAGCUUC
Molecule: messenger RNA, 4541 nt
Organism: Propithecus coquereli (Coquerel's sifaka)
Lineage: Eukaryota; Metazoa; Chordata; Mammalia; Primates; Indriidae
Gene: ADAMTS2
Product: ADAM metallopeptidase with thrombospondin type 1 motif, 2
Exons: 21
Coding region: 1-3339 (1112 amino acids)
Biological process (GO): extracellular matrix organization; proteolysis
Molecular function (GO): zinc ion binding; metalloendopeptidase activity
Source: RefSeq, a predicted model, not a curated record